GGGCAACUAGACCAACGACUCACACUCGCACUCGAGUAGCGAAAAGAUGACAAAAAUUGUCUAGACGUUUCAUAUGCUCAGAGUAUAUUUUUCUAUCCGUAAACAAGAUUGCGACAAAAGGUCCAUUAUUUAUUAUUUCCCUGGUAAUUUCUUCCACAAAAGGAAAUAAUCAACAAACAACUAGUUUCCCAUAAAAUCCAAUCACCAAACUCAAGAAAUAACCAACAAAAUGCAAAGUGUCAUCAACACCGUCAAAGGUACGGCCCUCGGAGUCGCUGAAUACUUGACUCCAGUUCUCAAGGAGAGCAAGUUCAGGGAGACGGGAGUUCUGACUCCAGAAGAAUUCGUUGCCGCUGGUGAGCAUUUGGUGCACCACUGCCCUACGUGGCAAUGGGCAGCCGGGGACGAGUCCAAAGCGAAGCCUUAUCUGCCCAAAGAUAAGCAAUUCCUCAUCACACGGAAUGUGGCUUGUUCCCGACGAUGCAAGCAAAUGGAGUAUGUGGGCGAGGAGAUUGUGGUUGAGAAUGAGGGUGGUGAUGGUUGGGUGGAGACACAUCAGCUCAAUGAGGAUGGGGUCGCCGAGUUGGACGAGAAGGUGUGCGAGAUGACUCUGAGUGGCAGGGAUGACGACGACGAGGACAUCCAAGACAUGGACGAGCACUUGAACCAACAACAGAACGACGAUGAUGACGACGACGAUGAUGAAGCUAUCGAUAUGGAGGAAUUCGAGGAGAAUGGAAUGUUGGAGUUGGUUGAUCCAGCCGUAGCUACCAGAAAACCCGAAUCAUCCAAAGCAUCGACUUCGGAUGGACGAGAUAGUGGAGAUGGCGGAGACUCAGUUCUACACACAAGAACCUAUGAUUUGCACAUAACUUAUGACAAGUACUACCAGACCCCACGUCUCUGGGUAGUUGGAUACGAUGAAAAUCGCAAACCUUUGACAGUAGAACAAAUGUACGAAGAUGUUAGCCAAGAUCACGCCAAAAAGACUGUCACCAUGGAGAGCCAUCCGCAUUUGCCCGGACCGAACAUGGCAUCGGUCCAUCCCUGUCGUCAUGCUGACAUCAUGAAGAAGAUUAUCCAAACCGUCGAAGAAGGUGGUGGCCAGUUGGGAGUGCAUCUCUAUUUGAUUAUAUUCCUGAAAUUCGUUCAAACCGUCAUACCCACCAUUGAGUAUGAUUUUACACAGAAUUUUACCAUGUAAGAUCAUAAAAGCCCAUCAGAUGACAUAACUGAGUUAGUUAAGAAA
This is a messenger RNA of Eupeodes corollae, 1249 nucleotides long. It is a transcript of the gene Atg3, whose product is annotated as ubiquitin-like-conjugating enzyme ATG3. NCBI's taxonomy places the organism in Eukaryota, Metazoa, Arthropoda, Insecta, Diptera, Syrphidae. Gene Ontology annotation, molecular function: Atg8-family ligase activity. Gene Ontology annotation, cellular component: cytoplasmic ubiquitin ligase complex; cytosol. Bases 230 to 1204 code for a protein of 324 amino acids. The transcript is spliced from 5 exons. Gene Ontology annotation, biological process: autophagosome assembly; nucleophagy; autophagy of mitochondrion. The record is from RefSeq and is a predicted model, not a curated record.